This is a messenger RNA of Bacidia gigantensis, 1587 nucleotides long. RefSeq lists its product as uncharacterized. The coding region runs from base 1 to 1587 and encodes 528 amino acids. Gene Ontology annotation, molecular function: oxidoreductase activity. Lineage: Eukaryota; Fungi; Ascomycota; Lecanoromycetes; Lecanorales; Ramalinaceae. The record is from RefSeq and is a predicted model, not a curated record. The transcript has 5 exons.
AUGGGCAAGCCUGAUAUUCACGUAGAUGUUCUUGUCAUUGGUGCAGGUCCUACAGGCUUGGGGGCAGCUAAAAGACUCAAUCAAAUUGGUGGACCAUCAUGGUUGAUCGUCGACUCAAAUGAGACACCAGGAGGUCUAGCAUCAACGGAUAUCACCCCAGAAGGCUUUUUGUACGAUGUUGGAGGCCAUGUCAUCUUCUCGCACUACAAGUACUUUGACGACUGUAUAAAUGAGGCAUUACCUGAAAAGGACGAUUGGUACACACAUCAACGCAUUUCGUAUGUCCGAUUCAAAGGACUAUGGGUCCCUUAUCCUUUCCAGAACAAUAUCUCAAUGUUACCCAAAGACGAGCAAGUCGCAUGUAUGGAUGGAAUGAUCGACGCCGCGCUAGAAGCUCGUACGAACAGUAGCAAGCCAAAAGAUUUUGAUGAAUGGAUCUUACGAAUGAUGGGCGUGGGCAUUGCAGACCGCUUCAUGCGACCUUACAACUUCAAAGUCUGGGCUGUGCCACCAAAGAAGAUGCAAUGUCAAUGGCUUGGGGAACGCGUCGCUGCCCCAGACCUGAAAAGUGUGACUAAAAAUGUCAUAUUACAGAAGACAGCAGGCAAUUGGGGCCCCAAUGCGACAUUCCGUUUCCCAGCCCACGGGGGGACUGGCGCCAUCUGGAUCGCUGUCGCUAAGACAUUGCCGAAGGAGAACACUAUGUUUGGAAAACCAGGCACCGUCAAAUCAGUCAACGCAGACGAGAAGAUCGUCACACUAGAGGACGGCAAGACGAUCCAAUAUGACAAGCUUGUGAACACAAUGGCGGUCGACGCCUUGGUCGAGAAAAUCGGCGACACAUCCCUUAUAAACCUGAGCAAAGACCUCUUCUACAGCUCUACCCACGUAAUCGGUGUCGGGGUUCGCGGUGCGCGUCCUGAGCGCAUUGGCGACAAAUGCUGGCUCUACUUCCCCAACGACGACUGCCCCUUCUACCGCGCCACAAUCUUCUCCAACUACUCCCCCAACAAUCAACCCGCCGACUCCGUCAAACUCCCCACCCUCCAGCUUGCCAAUGGCGAUAAGCCCUCCAACAACUCCCCUGAAGAAGGCCCGUACUGGAGCAUCAUGCUUGAAGUCUCCGAGUCCUCAAUGAAGCACGUCAACAACUCUACCCUCCUCAAAGACAGCAUCCAAGGCCUCAUCAACACCUCCAUGCUCCAACCCACCGACGAAAUCGUCUCCACCUACCACCGUCGCUUCGAUCACGGCUAUCCCACGCCCUCCCUCGAGCGCGAAGGUGUGCUGAAGCAGCUCCUGCCUAAGCUUCAGGAAAAAGACAUCUACUCCCGCGGCCGCUUCGGCAGCUGGCGUUACGAGGUCGGCAACCAGGAUCACAGCUUCAUGCUGGGCGUGGAAGCUGCGGAUAGCAUUGUGAAUGGAGCGGCGGAGCUGACGCUCAAUUAUCCGGACUUUGUCAACGGGAGAGUCAAUCAUGAGCGUAGGUUGGUGGAUGGGGCGCAGUAUUUCAAAAGUAGGCAGGGGAUCAGAAAUAAGGAGGUGCCGUUCAAGGCAGAGGGGCCGACGAUGAAUGGACAUGCUUGA